AUGGCCAUUCCCAGUGUGCUCCGUGGCCGCGAAAGCACGAGUAGCGACAAAUCCAAAGACUCCGCCGCCGCGCCCCAUCUCGCCAACGAUCAGUUCCCCGUGACGGCAUCCUCUGGCCAACAGUAUGGCAAGGCCCAGGUCGUCUCCGUGCGGACUAUCUCCAUGCUGGUCAUCGUCUCCCUCGGUGGCCUGAUUUUCGGCUUCGAUACUGGUCAGAUCUCCGGUUUCGUUGCCAUGCCCAACUUUGUCAAGAACUUUGCGAACAACGGCACCAAAUUCUCCAAUGUCCGCGAGGGCACCAUCGUCGGCCUUCUCUCCAUCGGCACUCUGGUCGGCUCGGUUGCAGCAGGUCCGAUUGCGGACGCCUUUGGUCGGAAAAAGUCCAUCAUCACCUGGUGUGUCGUCUUCAUCAUCGGCGUCAUCAUCCAGAUUGCAACCAUGACCAGCUGGAUUCAGAUUGCCGUGGGCCGCUUGGUUGCCGGCUUUGGGGUUGGCGGGCUCUCCGUCUUGACUCCCAUGUAUCAGUCCGAGACCGCACCCCGCCAAGUUCGAGGCGCAAUGAUUUCGGCCUACCAGCUCUUCAUCACCUUUGGCAUCUUCCUCGCGUAUUGUAUUAACUACGGCACCGAAGCCAUCCAAAGCAGAGCAUCCUGGCGCAUCACCAUGGGCAUCGGAUUCAUCUUCCCCACCGUCAUGAUUGCCGGCAUCAUGUUCCUGCCCGAAUCACCGCGCUGGGAGUACCGCAAAGGCCGAAUCGACUCAUGCCGCACCACCAUUGCCAAAUCUUACGGCGUGCCGGAAGAUCACCCGGAAGUGGUCAAGGAGUUGCACGACAUCAAAGAGAAAUUCGACGCCGAGAUGGUCAACGGUGUGAAGGCGCCCUGGUACGAAGUCUUCACCGGUCCUCGCAUGGCUUAUCGCACGCUCCUCGGUAUUACGCUUCAGGCCCUGCAGCAGCUCACCGGAGCAAACUUCUUCUUCUACUACGGCACAUCGAUUUUCACGUCCAUCGGCCUGUCGAAUUCCUUCGUCACGAGCAUGAUUCUCGGCGGCAUCAAUUUCGGCAGCACCUUCCCCGGCCUCUACGUCGUCGAGCACUUUGGUCGCCGCAAAGCCCUAAUCACCGGCGGCCUCUGCAUGUUCGUGUGCUUCAUGAUCUUUGCCUCUGUGGGUAGCUUCUCGCUGCAACCAACAGCCACAACCGACGCCGCCGGCACCAUCACCUACCACAACAAGACGGCCGGGACGGUCAUGAUUGUCUUUACAUGCCUCUUCAUCGUCUCCUACGCCAUGACGUGGGGACCAAUCGUUUGGGCCCUCGUCGCCGAAAUCUACCCCUCGCAAUACCGCGCCCGCAGCAUGGGCUUCGCCACCGCCUCCAACUGGAUCUGGAACUUCCUCAUCUCCUUCUUCACCCCCUUCAUCGUGUCCGACAUCAACUUCCGGUACGGGUACAUUUUCGCCGCGUGCUGCUUCGCCGGCGCCGUCAUCGUGUACCUGUUUGUGUGCGAGAGCCAGGGCCGCCGCUUGGAGGAGAUUGAUACCAUGUAUGUGACCAAGGUGCCGCCGUGGAGGAGUAGUAAGUGGGUGCCGCCGGCGGAUUUGUUGGAGGGUGAUAAGAAGGUUGAGGGGGAGCAGCGUGAUGGGGAUAUGGAGAGGGUGGAGAAGGUGUGA
This is a messenger RNA of Neohortaea acidophila, 1674 nucleotides long. Its product is annotated as general substrate transporter. Gene Ontology annotation, cellular component: plasma membrane. NCBI's taxonomy places the organism in Eukaryota, Fungi, Ascomycota, Dothideomycetes, Mycosphaerellales, Teratosphaeriaceae. Gene Ontology annotation, molecular function: carbohydrate:proton symporter activity. The record is from RefSeq and is a predicted model, not a curated record. Gene Ontology annotation, biological process: transmembrane transport; carbohydrate transport. Bases 1 to 1674 code for a protein of 557 amino acids. The transcript is spliced from 5 exons.